UAAACUACCCUUAUCCAGCGCCCGAUCAUUUUCGUCGCUCACAGCCUUGGUGGACUUUUGGUCAAGCGGGCACUCUCGUCAAUGGAAUCCAGCUUAGACGACAGAUUUCGCCAGUCUUUGAGACGGAUAUCUGCUGUUGUUUUCUGCGGGUGCCAUCACAGAGGAUCCGAUGCAGCAUCCUGGGGUCUCCUGGCAUCGAAACUGAUUGCCCUUGCCCUGGCGGACUCGAAUUCGAAGCUUCUGUCUGAUUUAGAAGUCGACUCUGCCAUUCUUGAUCUCAUCCAUGACGAUUUCCUGAAGACGUUGUCCCGAGCUCCAUCUCCUAUCCGAAUACACUCCUUUCAAGAAAGUCGCCCCCUCACAGGUAUCAAAGGACUAAAUAGCAAGAUUGUCGAUACUUAUUCAUCGAAAGUUGGGUGGCCGGAAGAGAUAUGUGAAACAAUAGACGCGGAUCAUCGUGAGAUGGUCAGGGAACCUGGCGUCAAAGACAUUUCGAACGUUUUGCGGGACCUAGAAAACGGAACCAAGAAGAAGGCCGAGCCCAUACCAUACAUCGGGGCGGCCCAGGGUGCGGAGUCCUGUGAGGACGCUUAUGAGCCAUACGACCAUGUCGACGACUUUUUUCUCUUCGAUUACCGAUCCAUCGUGGAUCAUGUCCCGCAGCGCUUUCCGGAUUCAUGUUCUUGGAUUCUUCAAGAAGCAGCCUUCUUGCAGUGGUCUCGCCGAAACGGUGGGGGGCUGUUCUGGCUGCAUGGCUAUCCUGGGCAAGGCAAGUCGGUACUUGCCAAGUAUCUUGUCGAGGAGGUUCUCCCUCAGAUGGACAACCCUGGGUUUGGCAACGCUGGUCUACUGCGCUCGCUAAUUCAUCAACUUCUCUCUCAACUCCCCCACACAGCACGGCUUCGAGGAACGAUGAGAAUGCGCCAUACAAUGCUCAAACAUCCCCCAAAACCCGAAGAGGCCUUGUCUCACCUCUGGUCCAUCUACCAAGAUCUAGUCACUCAAGAAUCUUUGCGAUCUGAGAAAAUCCUCGGACUGGACUCAAUACAACGAAGAGUCACUAGAUACCUCUACCUGGUCAUAGAUGCACUUGACGAGCUGGACGAGAGCGACCGGACUCUCUUUUUAGAGCGUUUCUGCGCAGUACUCCGAGUCGGCCGACGAUCAUCUAGCUAUCUACCUAAGAUUAUUAUCACCAGCCGGGACGAUCCUGACAUUGCAACAUAUAUGCGGCAAAGUGGUGCCUGUUCCCUCAAUCUUGACACUGCACAAGGAAACGAGGCCGACCACGCUAAAUUUGUCAAGGAGACCGUCUGCACUUAUGGCGAGGACAACCAUUUCGGAGACGCCCUGACUCAAACCAUCGUUUCGGAGCUGUUGGUAAGAGCGAAUGGCAUGUUUCUUUGGGCGUCGCUUGCCUGGGCCUAUUUUAUCGACGGCGUGGGUAUCUGGACAGAGAUCAUGCUAAGAGAACGACUACAAGUCCUGCAACUCCUGCCACCAGGCAUGGAGGCGCUUUAUCAACGAAUACUAGACAAGGUCGAACCCAAAUAUCGGCAUGACUUGCUGCACUCGUUACAACUCAUUGUUUCGGCUACUAGGCCGCUCUACGUCAACGAGAUUGCCAUUGCACUAGCAUUGAGAGACAGGCCACAGAGAUUGUGCGAUAUCGACGCUCGCCUCAACAUGCACGCUUUUUUCCGGCGCGCCUGUCCCCAUCUCAUCAGGGUUGACGAUACUGGGACGAUAUCUCUAGUCCACUUGUCCUGCAAAGACUACCUGACUAGCGUUCGAAUGGUCAACAACAAACUGAACACUUUCCACAUAGACAUGGCUGCUGCCAACUUCGAUUUUGGUCUUGACUGUCUCUUGUAUGUUAGCCUCGAUGACUUUGCUAACUCCGAGCUCGGCCAAGCCUGUGCCCAAAACAAAUUCCUGCGGUACGCUUAUCUCCACUGGUAUCAACACCUCAAGGACCGUGGCGAUCGAGUCCAGGAAAUUUGGUGGUACUUCGCACGGCUGUUCGACCAUCAUAUGAGAUGUUUCAGGUGGUAUGACAACAGAGACAUCGUCUUGGAUCUGUGGGAUCACGGGCUGGACUGUCUCUUCGAACCAGCGGCCACACCCCCUGUCCGGUUGGACCUCAAUGUGACUAAUGAACGCGGCGAUCACUUCAUACGCAUUGUUGUCGCUGAGAUACGAAGAUUUCCAUUGAACCGUGUGCAGUUUCUGACUGGUCUCGGCCUGGACAUCAACGGCAGAACGCGGUUCGGGCAAACUCUGUUGCAUAGAUGCAUUCAAGAGUGGUAAGACGAGCAAGGUACCUUGCUCGGACCAAGAAGUGGACAUCCGGGAAAAGAGAUCCGCGGAUCGUCCGUCUCGGAGACGACUCUUUAUGAGCUCCUCUCAUUUCCUGGCAUCGAUCCAAAUGCGAUGGACGUCUUUGGAUAUACACCACUGAGUCUUGCCAUUCACGAGGGCCUAGACAAGGCCGUGACAAUUAUCCUGAGCUCUCCUGAACUGGGCUUCACCGAGGGCGCGGCAGCCC
Canariomyces notabilis is the source of this 2548-nucleotide messenger RNA. RefSeq lists its product as uncharacterized. The coding region runs from base 82 to 2310 and encodes 742 amino acids. The transcript is spliced from 5 exons. The record is from RefSeq and is a predicted model, not a curated record. Lineage: Eukaryota; Fungi; Ascomycota; Sordariomycetes; Sordariales; Chaetomiaceae.